AUGGGAGCACGGAAUAUAAGAGCUUCUCUUUCUCCUCUUCACGCUGAGAUAGAAGCUUUAAUUUGGGCAAUGGAAUGCAUGAGAAAUUUGCGUCAGUUUCGGGUCACGUUUGCAACAGAUUGUCUGCAACUGGUGAAGAUGGUGUCUGAACCAGAUGAUUGGCCUGCAUUUGCUAAUAUGUUAGAAGAUAUCAAGACCUUGAAAGAAUCGUUCCACAGCUUGGAGAUCAUUCAUGUACCCCGCACACAAAAUUUGAAGGCCGAUGGCUUAGCACGCAGUGCUAGGAAACAAACGACCUUUGUUGUGCACAUGGAUGCAGAACUACCGUUUUGGUUUACAGAGUCUGUUUGA
Messenger RNA from Raphanus sativus (radish), 351 nucleotides. RefSeq lists its product as uncharacterized. Bases 1 to 351 code for a protein of 116 amino acids. The record is from RefSeq and is a predicted model, not a curated record. Gene Ontology annotation, molecular function: RNA-DNA hybrid ribonuclease activity; nucleic acid binding. The transcript has a single exon. Lineage: Eukaryota; Viridiplantae; Streptophyta; Magnoliopsida; Brassicales; Brassicaceae.